AUGGCUUUAUCAGAGAGUCCAUCGCGAUGGGACGAGCUCCCGGAUGAACUUCUCCUCCAAAUAUUAAGCUACCUCGAGCCCCAUCACGUCACCAGCUUGCAGCUUGUCUGUCGAAGGCUCCGUGAGCUUUGCCUCGACGAUGAGCUAUGGAAACGGUUGGCCUUUGAAAAUUCACAAUGGUACCAAUCACUCAAGAGCCGUCGCAACAUUUUUCGGCCCCUCGCAGAACGCCAUGGUGAAUCCUCCCACCAUGACCCAAUGCAAUUGGAUAGCGAUCCCGAAUCCUCUCCUACCCGUCCAGUAUAUCGAGACGACUUCUUGACGGCAUCCACCCUCACCGGUCGCUCGCGUAAGCUCCAGGAUAUGGCCAAUUGGGACCCUGUCUUCCCCGGCGAACGAGUAUCGUGGUACGACGAGUACAUUCAUAGACAUGGCCCUACAUGUGUCAACUGGCUUCAGACUCCGCGAAUGCAUGACCGUGGUGUUGAGGCUACCAUAGAGGCACGAGGCAUGGCGUUGUACAGUCCAUACGAUGGAAACGAUGGUGCCGGCACCAUGCUCGCAGUUUCGCCGCUGGACGAUGGAUCAGUCUGUCUGUGGGAUGUCAGAGGAACACGAGGUCAGCAAGGUAGCAUACUUGCAUCCAGCGAUCCGGGCAUACUCUUCAUUGAUGGCCCUGGUGACCAAAACAGCAGAAGAUCAAAGAAGAUAGACACCGGUGUCACGGAAUGUGUCAGCGUGAACAAUGACAACCACAGGGCAUUCUUCGCUGUCCAAAGUCACCUUAUCGAAGUGGAUCUGAACCGUUUGGAGGUUGUAAGCCGGGAAUCAUUCGAAUGGUCUAUCACGACCCUAUCCAAAGUGCACCAAGGCGUUCCAUUGACCGUGGGUACUUCCCUGGGCAUUCAUCUGCACGACUUUCGUAUGAGAGCAAUGGCAUCUCGCGAUGUAGUUGAUCGACUGGACGGGUACCAGAGAGAUGAAGCAGACGUAUUUAGAGCCAUCUUUGACACCAAACCGCUUCCCCCCUACGCUUCCUUGUCCCAACCCACCCCAAUAAGCAUUCUGCACCUUCCCCGGCCAGGUUCACAUGAUCAGGUAUCGGACGACAUAUACGUUUCUGGGCGAUUUUCCAACAUUCUACACUACGAUCGGCGCAAAUUUCCAGCAAUUGUAGGGUCAAUCUACUCUGGCGCGCUGGUCAAGAGUUUGGCUGCCCUUCCAUACCCCUUCUCCGCCGUCGAUACCGAAGUCCGCCGCCAAGCUGAGCUGACGGCCGAGCAAGUAACCAAACUAAAGUCUGAAGGCGAAGGUAGGACCUUAAUUGCCGGGGGCGGCUACAAGUCGAAGGGGUCCCUCGAAAUAUACGGUCUAAGCUCAGCAGCAGGCACUGGGGGUGAUUCAACGCUGCAAAACUCCGUCACGAAAAAUCGACAAACAGCUGCUUCAUCCACAAUUCUCUCAGUAGAGAACCACGGCUCGAAAAUUGUGUUCUCGGAUGGAUCAGGUUUCAUCAAAUGGUUUGAGCGGGAUGGCUCGACCGAGUGUCGGAGAAUGCGAAUUGGGCAUAGUGAUACUGAGGAGCAGUCGUCGUUGUUUGCUUCGAUGCCCGCAUCAGAUGACAUGGCCCGCAAGCUUAUUUCGACCAAAUGUCGGCAAGGAAACGAUCGGCCCAACAACGACAAUGUUCUUCUAUGGACUGGAGAAAAAUUAGGUCUUGUGAGCUUCACGAAAUCGCCGAUUUUCGAAGAAAAAGACUUCGAGGCUCAGGGCCUUGAACUGGACGCAGAGAACGAAAAGAGGCAGCAGUACGCGCAUAGAAUGCGACGUGCGCUGGAGCGACAAGCCGAUGAGGUCAAGUUCAUAGGCAGCUUAGGCGAUCCGACGUAUGGGCCACGGUAA
Molecule: messenger RNA, 1902 nt
Organism: Pochonia chlamydosporia 170
Lineage: Eukaryota; Fungi; Ascomycota; Sordariomycetes; Hypocreales; Clavicipitaceae
Product: F-box domain-containing protein
Exons: 3
Coding region: 1-1902 (633 amino acids)
Biological process (GO): protein polyubiquitination
Molecular function (GO): protein binding
Source: RefSeq, a predicted model, not a curated record